This is a messenger RNA of Perca fluviatilis (European perch), 741 nucleotides long. It is a transcript of the gene bnip1b, whose product is annotated as BCL2 interacting protein 1b. Gene Ontology annotation, cellular component: SNARE complex; endoplasmic reticulum. The record is from RefSeq and is a predicted model, not a curated record. Gene Ontology annotation, molecular function: SNAP receptor activity. NCBI's taxonomy places the organism in Eukaryota, Metazoa, Chordata, Actinopteri, Perciformes, Percidae. The coding region runs from base 49 to 741 and encodes 230 amino acids. Gene Ontology annotation, biological process: retrograde vesicle-mediated transport, Golgi to endoplasmic reticulum. The transcript is spliced from 6 exons.
GAGUUUUCUUUUGGGCCUCCAGCUUUCCGUAGCCGUACAAAAACAAACAUGGCGUCUUCUGCAGAUGUUCACGUCCGAAUUUGUGGACAAGAAAUAAUAAAAUAUGAUCUAGAAAUCAAGGCUCUCGUCCAGGACAUUAGGGAUUGCCCUGGACCUCAGUCAACUCUCAUGGAGCUCAACUCUCAGGUCAAACAGAAGCUCAACAAGCUCAGACUCAGAAUACAGGAUCUGGAGCAGAUGGCCAGAGAGCAGGACAGAGAGACGGACAGACUGGCCAUCCAGGCAGAGACAGAGAGCCAGCGAAAGCAAAUGCUGAGUAACCAAACAGCGUGGAGGAAAGCUAACCUGGCAUGUAAACUAGCCAUAGACAACACGGAGAAGGACGAGCUGCUGCAUGGAGUAGAAAACCACAGCACCAGACAGAGGAAGGCGACCAAAGAAAGCCUAGUAGAAACCAGUAGUAGCAUCACAGAGAAUCUGAUGUCUAUGAGCAGGAUGAUGGCUGAACAGGUGAAGCAGAGCGAGGACACCAUUGGCACGCUGGCCACCUCCUCCAGGACGGUGCAGGAAACCAACGACGAGUUUAAAAGCAUGACAGGAACAAUCCACCUGGGGAGGAAACUGAUCCUCAAGUACAACCGGCGGGAGCUGACAGACAAGCUGCUCAUCUUCCUGGCUCUGGCCCUCUUCCUCGCCACCGUCCUCUACAUCCUUAAGAAACGUAUCUUCCCCUUCAUUUAG